Medioppia subpectinata is the source of this 1113-nucleotide messenger RNA. NCBI's taxonomy places the organism in Eukaryota, Metazoa, Arthropoda, Arachnida, Sarcoptiformes, Oppiidae. The record is from the annotation of a GenBank genome assembly.
GCCAUUGUAAUCAUGUCGGGACAAACGAGUGCAAUACAAGCACUAAUGCAUCUUUUAAAAUCAUAUAUCGGAUCCGGAAUAUUAGCGAUGCCUAAAGCUUUUAGGUUUAAAUAUUUUUUAUUCGGGGAUUAUUAUUGGUUGGCCGAAAAAGCAAUGAGUGAAGGACCAAAGUGUUUAAGGAAAUAUUCAAAUUUCUCACGUCUUCUAACCAUUGUGUUCCUCUUCACCGCUCAAAUGGGAUUUUGUUGCACUUAUUAUGUGUUUAUUGCAAAAAAUAUAAAACAAUUUUUAAUAAACCUGGAUUUGGAGCCCAAUUGGGGAAACGAUGAGUCCAUUCAAUAUUAUUUACUUGUAAUCCUACCGAUCCUUAUAUUAAUAAUUACAAAUACUGGUAAAAAACAUACAACUCUUUUAGGCAAUAAAGUGUCACAAUUUUUUAGUACAACUAUGUUUACAUACGAAGGAAUAACUGUUACAAUGGGUUUAUACCAGUCAAUGAAAAAUCGUAACAAUUUUGCUAAACCCUGUGGUGUUAUAAAUACUGCAAUCGUUAUAGUGAUGACAAUGUAUACAAUUGUUGGACUUUUGGGUUAUUUAAAAUAUGGCAAUGAAGUGGAGGCCAGUAUUACAUUAUCACUGCCCAAAGAAGCCAUUUAUAUGAGCGUACAAUUAAUGUACUCAAUAGCCAUCACAAUCUCAUAUCCCGUACAACUAUAUGUCGCCAUUCAUCUAAUUUGGCCCAUAAUUGACGACAAAUUACAGAAAUACAAACUCAAUCACUUGACUAUUCAUUUCCUUAAUUAUAUAUUUCGAGCUCUUCUCGUAAUAAUUACUUGUCAGUCAAUAUACAAUGCUUUGGCUGCUUUAAUCCCUAAAUUGGAGCUAAUCCUAGCACUAAUCGGUGCCGUUUCGUGCAGUACCGUUGCUAUUAUGAUACCUCCAAUUUUGCAUACAAUCACAUUCUAUGAAUUAACUACAGAAACAUUUCCUAAAAUUUGGUUGUGUUUAAGAAAUGGUGUGAUUGUAUUGUUUGGAAUGCUUGGAUUUGUGACCGGAACUUAUUUUAGUGUUUCAGAUAUUAUUCAAAGCUAUUCACAAAACCAAAUGGACUGA